AUGUGUCAUAAUUCUUAUCUUAUAGGUCGUAGUGAAGCAGUACGAAAAUAUGGUUUUCUUCCGUCAAAAUCUCAAUUAGUGCCUUCAUCGAGCGAUACAGAUUCGAGUUCGAGUGAUGAUGAGCAAACAAAACUAAAAGCGAGAGCCUUUGUACCCGACCAACGUGCAAUAAAUCUUCGCCAAGCUCGCAUUCCAUUUGGCCUGUUACGUGGCUGUGGAGAUGAGAAUUCGAAUGAGCCAAGAUGGCCAAUUGAAAUUGAAGUUUUACCUGAGGCACGAGUUAAGCAUAUUUUUACUUCUCCAACACAGCCAGAAUUAUUUUAUAAACCAAUGUCAAACCAUAAUCAUAUGCCAUUUGUUCGAAGUGCUGAUGAAGCAAAUAGUCGAGUUGUUUUCAAAUAUAAUCCUGAAACAUGUGGCUAUUUUAUUCGUUCACGUAUUGGUGGAAAUCGGGAAGGUUGUCGGCCAGCAACAGUUGCAAUUCGUGGCGAAGAUGAUGCAACAGUUAUAUUUGAAUCUCGUUUUGAAAGUGGAAAUUUAAUGAAAGCCGUACAAGUAGGUGAAUAUGAAUAUGAACUCUAUUUACGUUAUGAUUUAUAUACAAAACGAAAUACGCAAUGGUUUUACUUUCGUUUGGAAAAUAUUAAAUCCAAUAAACGAUAUCGAUUUACUAUAGUAAACUUCUUUAAACCCACUAGUCUCUACAAUAUUGGAAUGAAGCCGUUAAUGUAUAGCGUUCAGGAUGCCGAAACUAAAGGUAUUGGAUGGAGACGAUGGGGAGAAGAAAUUGUUUAUUAUAAAAAUACUUUACCUUCACCAGAUAAUGAUGGAACAAGUCUAUUUUCUCUCUCAUGGACAUGUAAAUUUCCAAAUGAUCAUGAUACAUAUUAUUUUGCACAUUGUUAUCCAUAUACAUAUUCUGAUUUACAGAACUACUUAACUGAUAUACAAACUGAUCGAGUCAAAAGUCAAUACUGUAAACAAAAAAUUUUAUGUCGAACAUUAGCUGGAAACUUUAUUUAUCUACUUACAAUAACAAAUCCAUCAUCAACUGAUCAUCCACCAAACAGUGAACAAGUUAAAAAAGGAGUUGUUGUAACAGCUCGAGUACAUCCAGGUGAAACGAAUGGUAGUUGGAUGAUGAAAGGUUUACUAGACUUUUUAUUAGGCAAUUCACCAGAUGCAAAAAUAUUACGUGAUAAUUUCAUAUUUAAAAUAAUUCCAAUGUUAAAUCCUGAUGGUGUCAUUGUUGGUAAUUAUCGUUGUUCAUUGUCUGGUCGAGAUCUUAAUCGAAAUUAUAAAACAAUUUUAAAAGAAGCUUAUCCAUCAAUAUGGCAUACACGUGAAAUGAUAAAAAGAUUUAUGACUGAAACAGAACUAGUACUUUACUGUGAUUUUCAUGGACACUCAAGAAAACAAAAUAUUUUUAUAUACGGUUGUGAAAAUAAACAUUUACCAAAUUUACGUUUGAAAGAACGACUAUUUCCAGCUAUGCUAUCAAAAAAUGAUCCAACAAAAUUUUCCUACUGUUCAUGUAAAUUUAAAGUCCAAAAACAUAAAGAAGGAACUGGUCGAGUUGUCAUGUGGUCGUUGGGAAUAUUAAAUAGUUAUACACUAGAAGCAACAUUUUGUGGUUCAACAUUGGACGAUAAAGCUGGACAACAUUUUACAAUGGAAGAUUUAGAAUCAGUUGGUUAUCAUUUUCUUGAUUCAUUAUUAGAUUAUUGUGAUCCAGAUCCAACUAAGUGUCGUCAAAAUUUAUAUGAAGCUUUGUUAAAUGGUUAUUGGAUGACAACAGAAGAUGCUCUUGAAGAAAGUGAUUAUACUAUUGCUCCUGAUCUUGUUCGGAAAAAAUCAAAAUUGUCGUUAAAAAAACAAAGUACGAUUAUACCUGAUUCAACAUCGUAUAAUAAAGCAUGUACAACACUUUCAUCGGAAAAUGCCAAUCGAAAUAGACCUUUACGCGCCGUUCAAAGUGCACCAAACUCGAAAACAAGAAGAAAAUCAUCGGCUAUCACUAGACAUUCGAAAACCAAACGUAAUCCAUCAAAAACCAAAGAAUCAAAAACAACUUAUCAAAAAAGUCAACAGCCAUCAUGUAAACGAUUAUUAAACGAAUUAGAAGAUGAUCUUCGUCAUUCAAUACAAAUGAAAUUACUUUCACGUGGAAUGCAACCAUCAUCUUUAGCUGAUAUUGAUCUUGAUCAAUUUUUAUCUGAUGACGAUUCAAGUGAUGAUGGCGGUUCUGAUAGUUCAAUUGAUGAUGGUCUGCCAAAACAUCUUGAAGCUAUGGCAGUUGCUAAGCUACGUAUGAAAAAGACCAGAACCAAAACGUUGACAGCAAAAAAGAAAGAUAUCAAACAAAAAGAUGAAACAGAUAAGGAAAAUGUUGAUAAAUCUAAAACUUCACGAACAGUUGGUCUAGUAUUAACAAAAACUAAAUAUUCCCAAUUAUCGUCUAUCGGUAUGAUAGAGACACCAGAUGAUGAUGCUUCAUUUUCUCGGCGUAAAAGUAGAAGACAACCUGUAUUAGAUCCAAAUAGAAUAUGUAAAUGUUAUGCAUGUUCAAAUGCAAGAGAUGAAAAACAGAUGGUAACAACCGAUUCUGAUGUUGGUAAUAAUUAUCAACAACGAACAGUAAAACAACGUCGAUUAAAUGAUAAUUUAAGUACAAAUAAAGUAGUCGAUAGUUCUACUCGAAUAAAUCGUGUGCCAACAUUAUCAGCAAAUAAUCGUAUUAGUAGUGGUAAUGGAGUGGUGGAUCGAGUAGAAGAUCGAACAAAACGCACACAGUCUGACUACUUAAAUCUUUUAACACAAAAUAUUCUUGGACAGUCUGAUGUAUUAUCAUCAGCACCUGAUACGCAGAUUAUGUCCAGCAUUGAACAAGAAUCAUAUGCGCUUCGCUAUUCUUCAACACCUUCUGGUAGUACUGCUAUUGUUAAUGAACAGCAAUUACGCAAUGACCAUCGUGAUGCAUUUACAGCAACUUAUCUACUUAAACGAUUAAACAGUCUGGAGCAAGAUUCUACGGUCAUAUCAUCAAACGUUACUAUGCCGCUAUUAAAUCAGACGCCAACAAUAGAAGAACAGGACGACGACAACGACGAUCAAAUGACAGAUGAGGAAUGUGAAGUUGAAAUUUCAAAUGAAGACGAAAAAGGCGAAAAAGCAUCAUUAAACAAUUAUGUAACAAAACAAUUAGCAUUACACUUAAAUGAUCGAAUAUUAUGCAAUAGACGUACAUCACGACCAAAAUCAACCAUAAUUAAUAAUAGCCAAAAUUAUCGGCCAACAUUAGAUAUUCGACAAAUUCAAUCACCUGCAAAUCAAAUUUUGAGUCAAAGACGUUUAUUUGAUCUACAACAGCAACAGCAACGUCAGAAAAUGAUGAUGGUAUUUGGUAAACAAACUUUAGAAAAUAACAAUAAUCAACCGCCACUAUCAACAAUUACAACACGUUCGACGGCUGCAAAUCCACCAGCUUUAAUUCGUCAACAAGAAACCAUAGAAAACUAUCGUGCCAUUUCACAACUGCCUUCUUCAAAUCAUGGUAACUGUGAUCCAACACAAACAUUAACAGCAUUGCAUCCAGCACAAACACUAACACCAUUGCAUCCAACACAAACGUUAUCAACAUUGCAUCCAAUUCAACCAGAUCAUACUCCUGUAUUGAUAUCAGCACGUUUUGACCCAUCAAAUGCUAUUCAGUUACCUAACUUUAAUAAUUCUUUCAAAUUUCACUCAAUGAUCAUGUCAUCUCUAAACACAUCACCGAUCUCUUCUUCAUCUUCUGUUUAUUUAUCGUCGGGACAGUAUCGAAAAGGUUCACCACCUCGAAUAAUUACCCAUCAUCCAUCUCAUUCUCGUUUACCGUCGACAUCGUCAAGUGCUGCCUGUAUCGUAUCAUCAUCACCCAUUGAAAAUUUGAAAAAACUCGAUGAUCCUCUAUUUCCGUUUGAACAUCGUCCAAUAUUAAUAAAAGCACUUGUUAACGAAUGUGAACAUAGUGCAGAUACAAUGAAUUAUGUACUAGACUAUUAUUUUCAAACAGAAUCAGAAAAUAUUAUUAUAAUAUUAAAAAAAAUAAAUGAAACAAACGAAGCACAAUCAAAAAUGUUUCUAGAACGUCUACAUGCUCACGGUUUAAAACAGUGUAUCAAAAGUUCAGCAGUAAUAGAUUCAACUUCGGGUUAUGAUGAUAGCGAAAAAUCAGCUCAUACAAUGAAAGUAUUUCGUUUAUUAUGUUUAAUUAUACAUUCUAAUGAACAAUGGCUACAUCGAAUUGUCAAAGAUACUGUAAUGAAAGAUUGUUUACAAGCAAUUUUAAAUAAAAGGGAAGAUCCAAGUAUUCUUGUACAAGGAUGUUAUUUUUUUUCGGCAUUAACAACUACAAUACCUUCAGAGUUAGCACGAUAUCGUGAACAGAUAUUAAACGUAUUUAAAGCAGUAUGUGAUUAUUUGGAAUAUAAUAGACAUGAAAAUAGGAAAACAAUGGAACAUGUAGUUUUACCGAUGUUUCAACAUGUACGUCUAAAUCCAAGACUUAUCGAUGGCGAUAAAAAUAAAGAAGUUGAAAAGGAUAAAUGGCGAUCAUAUGAAUGUCAUGAUCUUAUUUAUGAGUCACGAAACAUUUGCCUUAAUCCAACUUUUGGCUCUGAACCGCCAUCGCAUCGAAAUUGGAUGCAUGAAUUAAUGAAACGUGUAUUACCCUUUCAACAUUUGAAGGAACCUCAUACUGGUGAUUCAAUCAGUUCUCAGAUAGCUAAUGAACAAACAACAUAUAAAGAUGAAAUGAUACUUGCCACUGGAGACAACAAUAUUUCGAAUAAAAGACGAAGUACAGCAAGUGGUGAAAAUAUUCCGACUAAACUUAUAAAUAUAUUCAAUCGCAUAUUUCGAUCAUCGUCUGUAUCAACAAAUCCAAAACAUCUCUCGACUUCCCCUAACAAUAACCUUGGAACGAAUGAGAAUAUUCCGUCAUCAUCGUUACAUAUACACAUUCCACCAACACAACAAACAAUAUUAACGCAAGCCGAUUCAUUACAUUCAAGUGGAUCAGUACCUAUAAUGAGAAAAGUGAACAUGAAUGCUGAUGCUGGUAUUUUAAUUACACCUGAAUCAUUAAAACAAGGAACACUUACUACUCGUCAAAGUGAACACCAAGCAUAUAUAAAAACAGUUAUUGAUGCCUUGAACAAAUUAUACGAUAAAGAAUGGCCACCAGCACUAGCAUUGUUUUUUGGCAUUAAUGAAGUAAAGGUUUUACCUUCACAUACAUUUGUAUCCGAACAACAACAACAACAACAACAACAACAACAACAUCAUGCAACAACAGCAGAUAAUAUUCUAUUUUAUUUAUCAGCAUCAGAACACAGUCUUCAAAAUAUUGAAGACGAAAAUUCGAGUGAUUCAUUAACAACACCUAACACAAGAAUACGGUCCUCUUCGUCUUCGUCAGCCACGGCAACAUGUCAUUGUGUCAAUUCACCUAUACUACCGCCAGCACCAGAAAAUGAUAACGGAAAAUUUUCUCGUACAUAUUCUUUAUCGUCUAAACAACGAAGAACACAUGAACAUCCUACUCUCUGUCACCGACCUAUACCAUCACCGACAACAAUAAAACCAUCUCGUAUGUAUCAUAGUCCUACUGCUGAAAAAGAAUACUUUAUAACCAAACCACUUAAAGAACCAUCUGCAUCUCCACCGUCACCGUCAUUACUAUCGGCAGAUCAACAAAUAAUACUAAUAAAAAAAACAGAUGAAUAUUUAACAACAAAUCUGCUUUCAGAACAAGUUUCUCCUACAAAUGUUAUGGAAAAUAAUGCAGUGAAUAUUGAUAAUUAUGGACAAAAGGGAGAAAGUAUCUUUAACAAAUCUACCCAAUGUGGGGAUUUGUGGCUAAUUGAUGUACCUUCCGAAUUAUUUAUCAAGGAUGGUGAUUCAGAUAUUCAAGAUAUUUCAUCAUGUACUAAUAAAAUCGUUGAUCAAUUAUCGUUAUCAACAGUCAAUUCUACUGAAUUCAAACAAAUGCAUCACAAUUCAAACAAACGUCAUAUUCGUUUACAAGAGUGUCAAUUGAAUUAUGAAGAAUUUUUAUGUAAUCAGUAUAAAAAGAAGUAUGAUAAAAUGUGUCAGAAACAAAAACACAAUCAUCGACAAACAAAUGAACUUCUUGCAACUAAUGGUUUUAUUCGAACAACAAAAAGUGAAAUUGAAUUGUAUCUUAAUGAUGAAUUGAAUUUGCUAGAACAUCAUUCAAAUAUGUUAUCAGAUGAAAAUAAUGAUUUAAGAAGAUUAGUAGUCACAAGUCAAAAAAAUACUCGUAGACGUAAACAGCCUCUUCAAUUGAACACGAAUGAACUUGAUCAAAUGGAAAAAAACUUCAAUGAAACUCAAAAGGCUGUUGAUGGAGAUUAUUAUAAAUUAGAAAAUAUGAAAGUCUCAUUAGAUGAACGUGAACAAAAUGUUAAUUUACCAUUAGAUAGUUUAGAACAAUUAAAAUAUUUAAAUCAAAAUGUAUUACAAUUGGAUGCCAUUAAUCAAGAUUUAGAAUGUGAAAUAAUACGUUUAAAUCAGGGUGAUGAUCGAAUUAAUCUAUUAAAUCACUCCCAUGGCCAAUAUGGUAGCGGUGGAGGUGAUACAGAAAGUGAUUUAGAUUCUCUAUCGUUGUAUGAUAAUGAAAAUGAACAACAACUACAAGAAGAUGAAACUGAGAAUUUUGAUCAAUUGUUAAAUGAUGCAAUCAAAUUGUUGAAGGAACAAAAUGAAGACAAUUCAUUAAAUCAUGAUGAAAUAGAAACGGAGGCGUUCAAUAGAGUCUUAUCUUAUAUGGAAAAUAAAACGCACAUGCAGAACUUAUUGUUAGAUCACAAUACUCAUUAUAGUGAAUUGUAUUUAUCUGUACAAAAUAAUUAUAUGGCUGAAAUACAAAAUGAAUUAUUAUUAAAUCAACAAGCGUAUACACAAUUGGAGACAACAGUUGGAACAUUGUUUGAUCGCAUAUCAUCUACAACGCAACAAACAUUAAUUGAAAAGGGUUAUGUUGUUCAUUCUACUGAUCGACCAAUUCAGUCGCUAUUUACACCUACAGGUUCGACACAUCACGAUAAAUCAUCAUCAACAAAUUGGUUACUCGAAGAUGAAGAUACUAGUUUAGAAGAAGAUGAAUUAUCGAAUGAAGCCAGCGGUGUAAUUGAAAAUUUACUUAAACGUAAUAAAGCGUCAUUUGAGCAUGAACAGUUGUUAUUAGCUGAUGUAUAUCGGAAAAAUCGUACAUAUCUAUCGAUACAUGACGAUAAAGUAUAUGCUUUUAAUUUUUCUUAUUUUGUCUUAAACGGUGAAGGAACUUAUCGUUUAAUAUUAAUAUCAUCGAAAGGGGAUGCUGACUUAUACGUAUCAAAUCGUUUCAAACACGUAACUUAUUACAAUUAUAAUUUAAGUAGUACAACAUGCGGUAUUGAUGAAAUAGUAAUUGAUCGAUCGAUAAAACGACCAGUCUAUAUUGGAGUUUAUGGUUAUUCUCAAUAUCGUGUUAGCUAUUAUCGUUUAUUAGUUGAACAAAUAUCACAAGCUACAAUUGAAGAUUAUUUUACUUAUAUUUAUACAUCGGAUUAUUUUUCAACUAAAAGCGAUGAAAACUAUUUUAAAAAUAAAAAUAAAGUUUACUCUAAUAUUGAAUCAUCAUCAAAUGACUAUUAUGGACAACAAGAACAAGAAAGACAAGGUAUGAAACCUCAUGAUCAUGAAUAUCAAUAUCGAGAAUUAGAACAAGAAACAACUGUUAAAGAUGAUGAUUCAAAUGAUAAUAGACACAUAUUUUGGAAUUUAUUUUUGUCUAUAUUGAAUUUUCUUGUUGAAGUUUUAACAUAA
Molecule: messenger RNA, 7872 nt
Organism: Didymodactylos carnosus
Lineage: Eukaryota; Metazoa; Rotifera; Eurotatoria; Philodinida; Philodinidae
Source: the annotation of a GenBank genome assembly